CAGAGGGCGCAGUGUCUGAUCGGGACACAAGACCCUCUAAAGGUUUUGUUGGAUUGGUAAACCUGUUUUAACACGAAAUGAUAGAGAAUGCAUUGUCGGAAGGGAGGCUAUUUGAGGAGCGCUAGGUGCAUCUAUCUAAUUUAUCACUGAGUUGAAGCAAAGGUUGGGCUCCAUUCUAAAGCCAACCUCUCCGCUAAAACACGGCCCAAUUUGGAGUGGGGUUGUAAUCAUGCAGGAAGGAUGGAUGGUAAAAAUAUUUUUUUUCUGACAUAUUUGAUACACUGAGAUUAGUAUUUGUUUUGUUUCUGCAAGAUGGAGCCGCAAAUGAUGUCCUGCUUCGUUUUCUUGGCUUUUGCGUUUACAGAAAACGUCGGAUGUAUUAGAGGAAGGGUUGGACCUAAAGUGACCGAAAAGGUGUUCUUUGACAUCACCGUGGCAGGUCAUGAAGUUGGCCGGAUUGUGAUUGGCCUGUUUGGAGAAGUUGUUCCCCUGACUGUGAAUAACUUUGUGGCUCUUGCCACAGGGGAGAAAGGAUACGGCUACAAAGGAAGUACAUUUCACCGGGUGAUCAAGGACUUCAUGAUCCAAGGAGGUGACUUCACAGCUGGAGAUGGAAAUGGAGGUAGAAGCAUUUACGGGAACCAAUUUGCUGAUGAGAACUUCAAGCUGAAGCACAUGGGAGCAGGUUGGGUCAGCAUGGCCAACGCGGGCCCAGACACCAACGGCUCUCAGUUCUUCAUCACUGCGUCCAGGGCUCCUUGGCUGGACGGGAAGCACGUGGUGUUUGGGAAAAUCUUGGAGGGCAUGUCUGUGGUUCAUACCAUCGAGCUCCAAGACACAAAUGACCGGAACCUGCCCUACACAGAGUGUGUCAUUGUCAACAGUGGGAAGAUAGAAGUCAAAGAGCCAUUUAUUGUGGAUGUGGAGGGUUGGUAGGGUUAUCACUAUGUGUGUUACUGUAUUCAGAGAAGUAUUAUGCAGUUGGUGUUUAUGGCUCUCUAAUGUGUAUACUAACUUUUAACAAAAUGAAUACAAUGAAUUCAGUCAUUAUGAGAAGAUGUCAUUUACAAUUAAUAUCUUAAAACCAUUGUAAUUUAGUUUCCUAACCACUCAUUAACUGCCAAAAUGAUCAGUAUGUCAUUUGCACUAUCCACUCAGCACUUUGUCAUGCUAAACUGAAACAACUUUUAUUUUUUUACACUGUUUGAAAGAUUACACAAAGUAUAUUAUACUUCACUUAUUUUGACAUAUCAAAUGUAAUCACAGCAGCUGUAUGUUGUGAAAUGUUAAUGAGGUUCCCAUUUGUGAACAUGUUGCAUUGUUAUGGUGAGUAUGUUUUAUUAUUUAUGAGAAAUUAAUUUGUGGGGAUUAAUCUGGAAGAUGUAGUAGCAAGCUGCAAUGUUGUUAAUAUUUUUUUUUAAACUAUUGCACAAUUGCAUAGAAAAUUGCUAGUGAUUACUUCAGGGCAAUUCCACUUUAACCGAAUUACACUUUGAUUCAGAUGUAUCACUUUAAAAUGUAAGCCAAACAAAAGCCCAACACAAGUUGUAGUCUUUCAGAGACUGGAAAAAUUGUGUCUGCUUGUAUAUUUAUCAAUUAAUCCGCCGAUAGGAACACCUCUGAAAUACGUCCAAUAGAUCUAUCGAACAAGGACGACCAUAUUAACACCCACGAAAACAUAUAGUGCGAUCAGUAUAAAAAAUAGCCUUCGUGAAAUGCCACGAAGCAGGACUACAUUCAUUUUUGGAUCACUGACCUGCCUUCCUCCUGGGCAAUUACAUCUCACUGUCCUAGAAAUGCCUCAGAAAUUAUGAAAACAAGACCAGAUUCCCCCAGGGGGAAAUUCCCCUUUAAGAACAAUUGGGAGGGUGAUGUUAAUUUAGUCUCUAAUGAGUCACCUAGAGGAAAUAGGCUCUGCUAAUGAUGAUACAAGGAAGAGUCAGCAGCGAAUGAGGAUCCAUCAGGGGAGGCUCCUCAGAGGAAGGGGAGGACCAUCCUCCUCAGUGAAAUUUCAUAAAAAUAAAAAUUGUGAAACAUUUAAAAAGUUAUCUUUUUUAGAUUAAACUAUAUUAAAUAUAUUCAUAUGUUACCAGAAAAUUGAUUUAAAUAAAAAUGUUUUGCAAUGAAGGUCUACAAUGAAGGUCUACAGUAACUUUAACAGCACUGUCUGGGGUAGCACCAUGGUGUAGCCGGAGGAAAAGCUAGCUUCCAUCCUCCUCCUCUGGCUACAUUGACUUUAAUUCAAAACCUGGGAGGCUCAUAGGUCUCACCCUGUCACGCCCUGGCCUUAGUAUUCUGUGUUUUCGUUAGUAUUUUGUUGAGGCCAGGGUGUGACAUGGGGAUUUAUGUGGUUUGUUUUGUUUGGGGUUGUUUGUAGUGAUGGGAUUGUGGUUAGAGUAGUACUCUAGGUAAGUCUAUGGUUGCCUAGAGUGGUUCUCAAUCGGAGGCAGGUGUUUAUCGUUGUCUCUGAUUGGGAACCAUAUUUAGGCAGCCAUAUUCUUUAGGUCUCUUGUGGGCGAUUGUUCCUGUCUCUGUGUUUGCACCAGAUAGGGCUGUUUUGGGUUUGCACGGUUCUUGUGGUGUUGUGUUUAUCUUUGAAUUAAACAUGAAUCAGAAUAACCAUGC
This is a messenger RNA of Oncorhynchus gorbuscha (pink salmon), 2625 nucleotides long. It is a transcript of the gene ppic, whose product is annotated as peptidyl-prolyl cis-trans isomerase C. Gene Ontology annotation, biological process: protein peptidyl-prolyl isomerization; protein folding. The transcript is spliced from 5 exons. The coding region runs from base 313 to 936 and encodes 207 amino acids. The record is from RefSeq and is a predicted model, not a curated record. Gene Ontology annotation, molecular function: peptidyl-prolyl cis-trans isomerase activity. Lineage: Eukaryota; Metazoa; Chordata; Actinopteri; Salmoniformes; Salmonidae. Gene Ontology annotation, cellular component: intracellular membrane-bounded organelle.